UAGUUUCUAUUCAUCUGCAUCAAGUGAAAGAUGGACUUCUCGUUGUACAGUGUCGUGGUAAUGAGACUCUUGAUAAUUUCAUGUGGUGCAUCUGUUGCCUCGACUCUGAAUAUUUUGGGGAUAUCAACGCUUCCUUCGAAUUCUCAUCACAUUUGGUUUUCCGAACUUAUGAGAGGCUUGGCCCGAAAUGGGCACAAUAUUUACGCGCUUGGACUCCACGAGACGAAGUUUGACGGAGAUGAAGGAACGGAGAAUCGAACUCAAUCUUUCGUGUUCGAGCACGUUAUGGAGGAUUAUUACAAAGGCCAAGACUUUUCCCCAUUAGAGUGGUUACGAACGAGUGUGACGAAGAUGGCAUGGCUGACCCACAAAAUAGGUAACAAUAUCUGUGAACAACAAAUGGCGACCGACGGAGCGAAAAGGGCUUUAGAAAUGGUCAAACACACGAGGAUCGACGUCAUAGUUCAGGACUUGACGUAUGGCCAAUGUUUUUACGGAUUAUGGGAGGUUGCUCAAGGGAAUCCAGUUGUAGUUGGAUUCACACCAUUCGGUUCACCUAACUGGGUAAACAAAGUUGUUGGGGGUAAUAAUUGGCCAGCAAUCAGGACUCAUCCUUAUUUCGGGAAAACUCAGCCCUUCAGUAUUUGGGAGAAGACGUUGAAUUUAUUUUACUACGAGGUCGACGAGCUCUUGCGUCACUUCUACUACAUGCCGAGGCAGCAGGAACUCGCUGAUGAAUUCAUUGGGAAAAAGAUGAGCAGAUCGGUCAGCGAAAUCGAGAAAAACGUCAGCAUCAUGCUGACGAACAGCUACGCAGCCUUGGAUCCGGCAGCAUUUUCACCUCCGAAUGUGAUCGAAGUCGGCGGAUUGCACAUCAAGGAUUCGAAACCACUGCCUCAGGACAUUCUGAAAUUUCUCGACGACGCGGAAGACGGCGCAAUCGUAAUAUCGUUCGGAUCUAACAUUCAAAGCAGCACCUUGGGAUCGGACAAACUAAAAAUAAUCCUAGCCGCUCUAGGUCAGCUGAAGCAGCGUGUUUUGUGGAAAUUUGAGGCCACUGACUUGCCGGGCAGGCCGAAAAACGUCAUGAUAAGAAAGUGGCUUCCGCAGAACGACGUUUUGUCUCAUCCAAAAGUCCGAGUCCUCUGGUCCCACUCCGGACUUCUCAGCACCCAAGAGGCCGUCUGGUGGGGAGUGCCGUUGGUUGCAAUGCCAUUUUAUAUGGAUCAGCACAUGAACAUUGAUUUACUUGUUAAAAAAGGAGUUGCAUUGUACCUCGACUACGAGUCUCUUACCACUGAAAUGAUUUUGGAAAGACUAAACAGAGCCAUUCAUGAUCCCAGUAUUUCCCGCCGAAUGAAGGAGCUUUCUCGAGAGUACAGAGAUAGGCCGAUGUCCCCCUUGGACUUAGCUGUUUGGCACGUUGAACACGCCUUCCGUAAUCCUCGAGGACCGUUGAGUUCCCCUGGGAAAAAUAUGAGCCGCAUCGAACUCAACCUCUUGGAUGUUUACGCGUUUCUCACGAUCACCAUUCUUGCGAUUCUCUGGAUUUCUAGAAUUUUAGUUAGAGCAUCGUUCCAUUUAUUCCACCUUCGACGAAGCCAAAAACUACAUAUCAACUAGACUAGACAAUAAAAAAAUAAUUAAGUUAUAAUUUUUAAUCGUUUUACACUGUCACAUAACACCAUCAGUUUCAGUUAUAAUUCACUCAA
Molecule: messenger RNA, 1712 nt
Organism: Diprion similis
Lineage: Eukaryota; Metazoa; Arthropoda; Insecta; Hymenoptera; Diprionidae
Product: UDP-glucosyltransferase 2-like
Exons: 6
Coding region: 31-1623 (530 amino acids)
Molecular function (GO): UDP-glycosyltransferase activity
Source: RefSeq, a predicted model, not a curated record